AUGAAGAGUAUCACCUUCGAAGAAAGCCUCGAGCUAUGGCAGAUCGCGCCCGAUGUCUACGAGAAUGUACAUCCUGCAUGGACGUGGCCCGGCGGCGCGGUCGUCCCCGGAGGACUUCUCAUGGCGAUGGGUAGCGCGGCCGCUUACAAGACUUUGCCUGAGGGUUACGCUCUCGACAACUUACACUGCCAAUUUCUGUCCGGCCCGAAGCCAGAUGUUCCUUUCCAGUACCAUGUCCAGCGCCUUAGUGAUGGCCGGAGGUUCAUAACAAGGUCAGUGAUUAUACAACAAAACAAACGCAACAUGGUCUCUCUGACCAUCGUGUUCGCGAAUGCAUCUCCCUGGAACGGCCCGGCCAUGAAGCACACCGUCAGCCAGGUUGGAAAGCAGAGGAUAGAGCAUAUCACCAUUGACGACCUGGAAAAGGGGCGAGGGCCUCUAGGGUCUUUCAUGAAGUUUCAGAGACUGCCACUCAUCCACGCCAGCCCUCAAGAGCCGAACACGUCUGUCGAGCCCGUUGUAGCGCAUAUCAUCGGCCCCAUCAACUCCCCAGUCGGAAGCAUUCCUCAUGUUCUCGGCCUCCUGAAUCUGUCCGACUACCACGUCCUAGGGGCAGCACCCGCUCUCCAUGGCAUAGAUGUCGGUCUCCCAGCGAUAGGCGACGCCUCCGGCGAGCGGACUCAGAUGAACUUCAAGCUCUACACAUCGCUCAACCACACAAUACACAUCCACUCGCACGACUUUCGGGCGGAUGAAAUGACAUACAUCGAAGUAACCUCACCCUGGACAGGGGACGGACGAGCUCUAGCACAGUCAAGGAUCUUCUCCAAGCACGGCAGGCUAAUAGCGUCGUGUGUGCAAGAAGCCUUCUACGUUAUGAAGCCAGACGCAAAGUCACACUUUGCGAGCAAGCUCUGA
Molecule: messenger RNA, 918 nt
Organism: Cyphellophora europaea CBS 101466
Lineage: Eukaryota; Fungi; Ascomycota; Eurotiomycetes; Chaetothyriales; Cyphellophoraceae
Product: acyl-CoA thioesterase II
Exons: 1
Coding region: 1-918 (305 amino acids)
Biological process (GO): acyl-CoA metabolic process; fatty acid catabolic process
Cellular component (GO): peroxisomal matrix
Molecular function (GO): fatty acyl-CoA hydrolase activity
Source: RefSeq, a predicted model, not a curated record